Microtus oregoni (creeping vole) is the source of this 1623-nucleotide messenger RNA. Its product is annotated as ralBP1-associated Eps domain-containing protein 2-like. Lineage: Eukaryota; Metazoa; Chordata; Mammalia; Rodentia; Cricetidae. Gene Ontology annotation, biological process: endocytosis; endosomal transport. Gene Ontology annotation, molecular function: protein binding; calcium ion binding. Bases 1 to 1623 code for a protein of 540 amino acids. Gene Ontology annotation, cellular component: plasma membrane; cytoplasm. The record is from RefSeq and is a predicted model, not a curated record. The transcript has 14 exons.
AUGGAGGUGGCGGCUGGUGGAGGCUGCGGCGCGGGGCCGCCUUUGCUGCUGAGUGAGAGUGAGCAGCAGUGCUACUCUGAGCUCUUCGCGCGCUGUGCAGGCGCUGCGAGCGGGGGCCCGGGACCUGGACCCCCCGAGGCUACCAGGGUCGCCCCCAGCACUGCCACUGCGGCCGCCGGUCCAGUGGCCGAUCUGUUCCGAGCGUCCCAGCUGCCACCGGAGACGUUGCACCAGAUCACAGAACUGUGUGGUGCAAAGCGGGUUGGUUAUUUUGGUCCAACACAGUUUUAUGUUGCUCUGAAAUUGAUUGCUGCAGCACAGUCUGGCCUCCCAGUGCGGACAGAGAGUAUUAAAUGUGAACUGCCUCUGCCUCGCUUUGUGAUGUCAAAGAGUGAUGCUGAGAUACGGUUUGGGAACGCAGCUGAGCUGCACGGAAAGAAAAUUCAGGUUCCAUACUUAACCACCGAAAAGAAUUCCCUCAAAAGAAUGGACGAUGAGGAUAAACAGCAGGAAACACAGUCUCCCACGAUGUCACCCCUCGCCUCCCCUCCUUCUUCCCCGCCUCAUUACCAGAGGGUGUCCUUGAGCCAUGGCUACAGCAAACUGCGGAGCGACACAGAACAGAUGCAUCCAGCCUCUUAUGAAGCUAGGCAGCCCAUUGGCCAGCCGGAAGGAUCCUCCUCAGAGGGUCCAGGAUCCAAACCCCUUCAUUGCCAGACAUCUCUUAUUCGGUCCUUUUCAGUGGAGAGAGAACUGCAGGAUAACAGCACUAGUUACCCAGAUGAGCCCUGGAGGAUAACGGAAGAACAGCGGGAGUACUAUGUCAAUCAGUUCCGGUCCCUCCAGCCAGACCCGAGUUCCUUCAUUUCAGGGUCUGUGGCCAAGAACUUCUUCACCAAAUCCAAGCUCUCCAUCCCAGAACUCUCUUAUAUCUGGGAACUCAGUGAUGCUGACUGUGAUGGAGCCCUGACCUUGCCUGAGUUUUGUGCUGCAUUUCAUCUCAUUGUAGCACGAAAGAACGGCUACCCACUGCCAGAGGGCCUGCCUCCGACUUUGCAGCCAGAGUACUUGCAAGCAGCUUUCCCGAAAUCCAAGUGGGAGUGUGCAAUAUUUGAUUCUUACUCUGAGUCAAUGCCAGCAAACCAACAACCCUGUGACUUGAAUCGGAUGGAGAAGACAUCUGUUAAAGACAUGGCUGACUUUCCUGUUCCUACCCAAGAUGCGACUACUGGUGAUGACAAACAAGCUUUGAAAAGUACUGUUAACGAACCCUUACCGAAGGACGUGUCUGAGGAUACAGCAACUUCUAAGGACUGCAACAGUCUCAAAGCAAGACCAAGAUCCAGAUCUUACUCUAGCACCUCCAUAGAAGAGACCAUGAAAAGGGGUGAGGACCCUCCCACCCCACCACCACGGCCACAGAAAACCCAUUCCAGAGCCUCCUCCUUGGAUCUGAAUAAAGUCUUCCAGCCCAGUGUGCCAGCUACUAACUCAGGAUUGUUACCCCCACCACCGGCACUUCCUCCAAGACCUUGUCAAACACAAGUAGGUCACAUAUUUGAUUUCUGCAAACUGUUGUCUUACCACUAUGCUGCUUUGCAAGGAUUAAUCACUACAUUGUAG